This is a messenger RNA of Racocetra persica, 192 nucleotides long. Lineage: Eukaryota; Fungi; Glomeromycota; Glomeromycetes; Diversisporales; Gigasporaceae. The record is from the annotation of a GenBank genome assembly.
AUGCUUCCGAGUGAGUUGUUGGUACAGAUUGUUUCGGUUGGAAAAAGAGAAGUUGAGGGAGACAAGGGGGAAGAAGUGGGAGUUGAAACAAAUCUAACGCCCAAACAAUCAAAAAGAACAAGUUUAGGUGAUUGUGCUAAAGUCAAGUUAGAAAUGGGAUUAUUGGAACAUUUUAAUUCCACUAAAUUUGAU